Molecule: messenger RNA, 724 nt
Organism: Cucurbita pepo subsp. pepo (vegetable marrow)
Lineage: Eukaryota; Viridiplantae; Streptophyta; Magnoliopsida; Cucurbitales; Cucurbitaceae
Source: RefSeq, a predicted model, not a curated record
CUCUUACACCUUUAAUAAGUAUGAGAAGAAGAAGAAGAAAUCUCAUUGGAACUUGUUGGAACCAUUGAAAUGGCGGAAUCAAUCGUAUUCGAUGUUGCCACAUCCCUUGUAACUAAAUUGGGUUCUCUUGCUAUCACAGAGAUUCAAUUGCUUUGGGGGGUCUAUGAUGAGCUUGACAAGCUCAAACAUACUAUUUCAGCCAUGAAAGCUGUGCUUCUUGAUGCAGAGAAGCAACAAUCCAACAGCGAUCAAGUGAAGAAUUGGAUUUCAAGGGUCAAACAGGCUUUCUACGAUGUCGAUGACUUGAUUGACGAGUUAGGUUAUGAAACCUUGAGGCGCCAAGUUAUGGCCGAAGGUAAAAGAUGGACUAAAGAGGUACGUGAAAUUUUCUCUAUACCUCAUCAGAUUGCAUUCCGAUAUAAAAUGAGUCACAAAAUUAAAGACAUUAGGGAGAAACUGAAAGAUAUUGACGAUGAUAAAAAUAAAUUCUAUUUCUCUGAGCUUAUAGUAAAUACUCGAGAUAAUGAGUUGAGGAAGAGUCGAGAGACUUCCUCUUCUAUAUGUGAUGAUGAAGUGGUGGGAAGAGACGACGACAAGGAAGCAAUUAUAGAUCUUCUCUUAAAUACAAAUCCUAAUACAAAGGAAAAUAUUGCUGUGGUUGCCAUAAUUGGAAUGGGAGGAUUGGGUAAGACUUCAGUUGCUCAAUCUGUCUACAAUGAUUAAA